Molecule: messenger RNA, 14087 nt
Organism: Dermacentor andersoni
Lineage: Eukaryota; Metazoa; Arthropoda; Arachnida; Ixodida; Ixodidae
Product: heparan sulfate 2-O-sulfotransferase 1-like
Cellular component (GO): membrane
Molecular function (GO): heparan sulfate 2-sulfotransferase activity
Source: RefSeq, a predicted model, not a curated record
GAGCUCAAUUAUCUUUGUUCGCGCUGAACGUGCACAUCUCUGUGAAUAUGCGAGUCAAGAAACUGCUUACGUGUGGUUCCCAGUUUACACUUGUUUGUUCAUUUUUUACCGAAAUUUUACACGUGCUGUAUGACGGUUCGAGGGUGUGAGAACGGGAAAUAAAUCUGUUAAAAGUUGGCACUGUGCGUGUCAAAUGUGCCUUUCUGUUGUCCUUGUUCAGCUUGCGCUACAACAAAAUAAGAUUUGAACUAGCGCGCCUGGUGUCCCGUUUACAAACCGUCGUUCAUAUAUCGCCUUCCUAAAAAAAAAAAAAAUAGAACUGAAUGAGCAUACCUGUUGUUGCUUGAUCUAAAACUUUUUUGUAGUAAAUUAUGACUCGUUUAGUGCAAGGGUCGUAGAUUACUGAUGCGAUGCUCGUUUGGAAAUGGUGGGAGCGGCUGCGUCAAGACGGCCGAGACUUGCUCGCCGUCAUUUUGACGCGAUGCUCUUAAUUGUAGCUUACCAGGAAAACCAAAACUGUUUUAACAGCGCGUGCUCAUGCGGCACACACAGCUAGCUAUGAUAGGCCGCAUUUUUCAAUGGAAAGUCAUACUUUGUUUUUGUAUCAUCGUCUGCUUUGCAUCAGUUUUCCUCAGGUUUGAAAACAAGCUUGCACUGCUCGAGUCGUCCCGCUUAAAACUGACGGACACGGUUGGUAGGCUACAGCUGUUUUACCUCAAUGAGCGGCUACAUGACUUCCCACCUGUGCAAGAGAGUCGCACCGAUGCACCCUUGGAUGACUUUGGGCUGCCUGAGAAAACAAUGGACAAUCUUGUCAUUUUGUACAACCGGGUUCCCAAGACUGGCAGCACCAGCUUUAUGGGUGUUGCAUAUGAUUUGUGUGCUACCAACAAGUUUCAUGUGCUCCACUUGAACACAUCCAAGAACAUGCAUGUCAUGUCACUUCCAGAUCAGGUUAGGUUUGUGUACAAUAUUUCCCUGUGGCAGUACAUGAAGCCUGCUAUUUACCAUGGGCACAUUGCAUUUCUCAACUUUGCAAAGUAUGGGGUUACCCAGAGGCCCGUCUACAUCAACCUCAUCAGGCGGCCUCUGGAUCGUCUUGUCUCGUAUUUCUAUUUUCUCAGGCAUGGGGAUGACUUCAGGCCUUACUUGGUCCGCCGAAGACAGGGAAACAAGAUGACCUUUGAUGAAUGCGUCGCCAAGAAAGGGGCAGACUGUGCUGAAGAGCGGCUAUGGCUUCAAGUGCCAUUCUUCUGUGGCCAUGCUGCAAGGUGCUGGAUUCCGGGGAACCCGUGGGCCUUGGAGCAGGCAAAGCACAAUCUUGUGAACCAUUAUUUCCUUGUCGGGCUGACAGAACAGCUGCAGGAAUUUGUGGUCAUGCUUGAGGCAUCCUUUCCCCGCAUAUUCAAGGGAGCCACUAACAAGUUUGUAACAGGGAAGAGGUCACACCUUCGGAAAACCUUCAACAAGGUGCAACCAAGCCAGGAGACCAUAGAACACUUCAAGCGUUCACCAAUCUGGCAGAUGGAGAAUGAAUUCUAUGACUUUGCAGCCGAGCAAUUUGAGUUUGCCAAGAAACGGACUUUAGUGGCUACUCAGGAUGGGCAGCUGACAGAGCUUGGCCAGCAGUUCUUCUACGAGAAGAUUCGACCUAAGUGAUCAGUGAUAGUGCAGUGUGUGACCCUUUGCCUGGUUUGAAGCCAGAACUGCCUUAAUCAGGCAGAUUUCAUCAAGCCAUUUUUUUCCCGGGGCUGUGCAAAUGCUUGACACUGGUUCUUUGUAUUGAAAGCCAGCAUCAGAUGCGACAGGGUAUGCAGGUACCAAAGCAUUAAUCAGUAUGGUGUUUGGUGCUAGACAUUGACCGCUGCGUACGCCUGCAAAAAGCCUUUUCAAAUGUGUGCAUAGCUCUGCUCUCAAUGGGCAAAACAUGUGAAAAGAGAAAAUCGAAGGUGCUUCAACAUGCUGGUAACAUUCUCAUCAUUAAAAAAAGAGUAAUUUUAAGUUCCAGAUGGUCAUUUUACUGGCAGGCAUUCAUUACUGACACAUUUUUUAUUUAGAGGAUAAUCAAAAGAUGUAAUCAUUGAAAUUCACAAUUAUUUCAUGGGAGCAAGAUGUCAUCACUAUAGAAAUGUCUAGUGAAAGUAAUUUUUAGUACAAUUGCAUCAUCAUUAGUCAAACAAGGCCAAGGUAAACUGGCCUGUUUUAAUUGGUUUGAAGUGCUUUCUAGGCAAGCACCCGGGCGAAGAGCUGGUUUAGUCUGCCUGCCAUUUUUAGAUAAAUUAAAGUGGAUCUGUUGGUAAGUGUUUAAUUAGGGUUCAAUGUUUGACUAAUGAAGCAUUGUUUGAGAAACCUGCAGGCAGUCAUUUCAAAAAAAAAAUUGUUUGUUUAUUAGAUGAGAAAAUGAAGGUCCAAGUAUCAGUAUUUGAAUUUCGCGCCGAAACCCCAGUGCCGGUACGUCAGCGUGACGGCAGGGAUUCCAAAGUAUGUUUUCGCAUUUGGGCCGCGUUGGCUGAGUAAAGAUUCCCGAAACUUGCCAUGUUUGAUAUUUGGUUCCUUUAGAACACAAUGUAGUCAAUCUGUACCGGUAUAUAUAAUUAGUAGGCCCUAGAAGAUGGCAUCAAAAUCCAAGAGGUCACAGCUCCUAGGUGCGGGAACUUAAGUAGGCGUCGCCACCCGUAUUUCGUUCUUGUGCUUUUUCUGGCUUACCAAACAUCUUAUCGUUGUAAGAGUGGUGUUUUUGGUGUUGUAGAACGGUAAUUUACUGAUGCAGAAGAAAUAAUUUUUCACUUUAGUGUCCCUUUAAACCUUACAAGCUAUAAUGAUUAUUAUUAAAUACUGAAAGUGAGGACCUACUUGUGACAAAUGCUCGCUCAGAAUUGUAUGGUGGCAUUUUGCUGUUGCAUUCUCCAUGCUCCAGAGCAGUGGAGACUGAAAACAAAAGCUUUCAUUACUUUGACACUUAAGCAGCGAGGGAGCUUUGUGAUAUGGUGCUCGCCAGAUGACGAGAAGUCAACACUUGUCACACAACCAGUGGGUCAUAUAUAUUUUACUAAGGCUAUACAUGCACAUAUAUUACAAGGGGGGGGGGGAUAAAUAAUUAAAAUAAAAUGAACUCGUGUGGUUGGAGUGAAAAGAGAAAGGUUAAUGUUUACACUUUCAGGGCUAAGGGACAGGUUGUCACGUACACAUUAUAUUAUUUUCGUGCUUUUUGCACAUUUAAUCAGACAUAAGCAUACCCAUUACAGUGACAUACUAUACUCACGGACAUCUUACUGUGGCUAUGAAGGGAAAGCUACGGAGGCAAAGCAUGCACAAGUGAGAGCACUUCUGAAAAGAGUCCCGCCUUUCCAUCCACGUUAGUUUAAGCUGGGGAAGAGAAAACAUACACACCUUAUUAGCAACAGUUAAAUAGGACAAAACACAUGACUCAAUGCAAAAGUUUACCUGUUUUGCAGCUUUUCCCUUCCGUGUCUGGGCAAACCUGAAACUGUCCCACGUGGAAGCUGCGUUGAUUCAGCGUCUGUUUUGAGCAAGCAAAAGCACUCCGAAAUGCUGGCGGACUAUGUGGCACGGUAACGCAUGUGCAGAAGCUCCACCCCCGUAGCUUUCUCUUCAUAGCCACAGAAAAUUGUCUGCGAGUAUAGUUACGUAGUACUUGUGCUGUGCUUGUUGCCACUUCGCAAACAUUCCUUUAAUUGCAUUUUAUCUGUUUCUGUUUAAUAUUAGUCGUAUUGCCUCAGUAUCACCAUUUGUUGCUCAGUAGUAACUGCAACUGCUUCCCCAUAUGGGAAAUGACAAAAAAGCACAUAGGUCACACCUAACACAUCCAUUCUGUCUUGACAUGGUAUGCAUGUAACUGGGGGAAAUCUGACCUGUUUUUAUGUAAGUAAUCAACAAGUAAAAGAUAGGUUGUCUUAACUAAUGUCAUUGCUAAAAACAAACCCAUAACUGCCUUGUGCAAGAUAAAUGCCACUAGAGCAUAUGGUAAAUUUUUCGUCUGUAAAAGGCGGAAAUGCUGAACCCUAUAUGGUACAAUGCAUCUUGCGCUCUGAUAUGCAGGUGUAGUUUUGAGCUGGUGUCAUAUUUGGACGGGGUGGAAAGUAGAAUCCCUUGAAGCUGAAUGUUGCCUUGAAGAAGUCCGACAUUGCUAACAGAAUCGUAAGGCCAACAAUGGCCAUUUCUUUGGUGCAUCUGCACUGUGGUUUGCAACUGUUGGGCCCCAGUUGCACUUUGGUUUAGCUAAAGUUUUUAGCUUUGCCUACUUACUAUGCUGUGGUUUAUUUAGUUUAUUGUAUGUUGACUAAAGAUAAGUUUUUAAUUUGUGUUUUUUGCAUACCCAGGAAAAGAACAAAGCUUUUCGUCUAACCACAAAGAAGAAUCCAUGCAGUCUCAGUGCCCCUAUAAGGAAAAAAAAAAGAAAAAGAGAAAACAAAAAUGUCCAUGAGAAAGAGUUCCACUUUUGUAGCCCCCUUUCUUUUCAGUCUCUGUUUUUAUUCUUACAUGUAUCAUUGUGUCUGCAUGUCAACUUCAGUGCUUGCUUCCGAUAAGGUUAUUUGCUCACAUCAAUUUACAUUAGAUUCCUUGCAUUAGUUUCUGCAUACAUUUCCGUACAUUUUGUUGUGAAACGUGUUUUCACCUUGUGAACAGAAUAUAUUGAGACUUGUUGUUAAGGCCAUAGUAUAAGGCAAGGGUUUCAACUUUCUGACCUUGAACCUCACCUGCCUUCCUAGAGUGCAACUGAAUUCCCCACCCCUUACUUCUUUCCACCGAUAUGCUUUUCAAACAAUGAGUCUUAAAUGCCAUUCUUUCUCGUAAAGACUAUCGAAGUGCGGAUGUGGUGGUUUUAAUUGUCAAAUUCAAGCUGUAAUGUAAAAAUCCGCUGAGGGGGGUAUGUAGUCGGAUUCAUUUUGACCAUUUGCAGAACCCAGAAAUGCCAUUUGCGGAACCCAGUUUGGGAACCCCUGUUACAGGGGGCCCUAUGACAGUACAUUUUGUUUGUUGGUUGCAUGAUUAGGGUGUGGUGAUGCUCUCAGCACAUAUUGAGAGCACAUAUUUUUCAUUUACCUAGUGAAGGAACUUUGGAAUGGAAGCUCUUGCUAAAGCAAUGAAAAAUACUUAGAACUCUUACCUCUGUAAUAGCCAUCGUUCAAAUUUUUGCCAAUAUCUUGCGCAAGGAGAUGUAGCUGUUAUACGAGUUUGUACAGGUGCGGCCACUGCUAGCAGGAAGACGAGAGCCCAUGGCAGCGCUCCUCGGAGCGCCACCCCUGGCGCAUUGUGAAGCCUUGGCAGACAACUCACUGUAGCAGACGACUCCCCGGGCUUUUCGCCAGUCGCUUUGAUUAUGCCUGCCCCAGAAGACUUAAUGAGGGGCUGGUGGUGGGGCACUUCGGGCAGUGAUGCCAUGAGCUUCGUGUUCCCACUAGUAGUGGCCGCACCUGUACAUAAAUCGAGAUCAUGGUGAACAUGCAGCAGGGGCUUUAAGAAGCUGACAUGGUGUCACUGGGAUCAUCUCCCAUGCCUGCAGUGAUUGAUUAAAGGCACAGCAUGUCAAAGUUAGAUAUACUAGCUGAUAUAUGAAGGUUCGUUACAGCGCAACACGAGACACGGACAAAAGGAAGGUAUAAAACAACGACACAGCGCUGAUUCUCAACUGAUCUUUUUGUUGAAGAUAUGUCUAACAUAUAUAUAUAUAGGUGCCAGUUCAUAACCAUGACAUGCACGAGACACAGAGAUACACCGAGGCAACUCAGACCACCUGAUGCAUAAUCAAAAGUACCAUAGGUAACGCAAUUCCUUGUCAUGAAGAGUGAUAGACGGUUCGCUGAUACUUGCCGGUCCGAGUCGAGAAAGAACUCGACUGCUCCACGAAAGAACUCGAUUAUCCCUAAUCUUUAUAUUGUAAGCCUCAGUGAUUUCCCUUGUCAAUUGGCUUGCGUGUUUAUAAAUUACAUUAGUUCUUUUAAAAUAGGGGCGACAACCAUAUGACUUGCAAUGCUCCAGGACAUGAAGUGGCGCAACCCCUUGAAGAGAUAGCUCAUGCUCCCCAAGUCGAACAUUCAUGUAGCGCUUCGUUGGUCCCCUGUACCCUCUACCACAACAUAACGGCAUGGCAUAUACAACUUGCUUAACAAAAGUGAUGUACCCGUUCACAUGGUUGACAGUGCACUUUCCCUUUACUUGCUCAGCAUAUUAUCAACUAACGGGCAUAUGCGACCUAUCUUAUGUUUUGCCGAAAAACGAACAUCAAUGCUGUACCUUGAACCAACAUUCUUAAGCCCAUGUACCAACUUGUGUACAUACGGUACUACUGUGUUUUUCUUUUUUUCUUCUAAUUUAGUUUUACCACCUUGAUCAUUUAUACUCUUGAUGCCACGAACCAUACUUUUACUCACAGAUGAAAUAAUCACUUUGGGGUAACCAACGUCUAAUAAACUAUUUACCUGAUCAGAAAAGGCAGCCUUCGACAUAUGAAAACACGACUUCUUUAAUGCAGCAUUUAGGGUAGUCUUCGCUAUAGCCCGCUUCACUACCUUAGAAUGACCGGAUUUAUAGUUCAAAAUAGGCUUAACCAAGCUGGGAUCAUAAUUCCAGCACACAUGAUUUUUACCAAAGCUUAACCUCAGAUCAAGAAACUGCAGUUGAUGAUUUUAGGGACUUCGAAGUAAAAUCAAGGUCCAUGCCGCGCUGCCUGAAUACCAUAAAAAUUUCAUAAACACCCUCGGGCUGAACGUCGCUCUUAAAAAUACUGUAUAACGAAAUCAUCAACAUAGCGGAAAACAUUAUUGGAAAGCUUAGCAAGGUGGCCCUCUAAUUGCCUAUCAUCAUUGUGCGACAUCAUUCAUCAUUGUGUGACAAUGAUGAAGAAGCCUUCAUCAAUGGUUGCGGUAUCUCAAUAGAAGCCUUUCUUGAACUUGUUUCCUUUUACUUGAGAUCUACCUUUUGUUUCAUGGAGAUGGGGUCUGUGUAUACAAAAAUUGGGGGGUAUGCAUUGGCUCGUGUGUAGCUCCUAUCAUUAGUGACAUUUUUCUAGGUUAUAUUGAUACACCCGUGUACUUAGAUUUAGAUGCACAUUAAAGACCCCCAGGUGGUCCAAAUUAUUCCAAAGACCCACACUAUGGCGUGCCUUAUAAUCAGAUUGUGGUUUUGGCAGGUAAAACCCCAUAAUUUAAUUACUGCAACAUUGAAGAUUCUAGAAAAACUCAUUAUUGUCUUGAAAUACAUAAGUUCCAAAAAAAGAAUAUUUGCGUAACAGACAUUCCUGUGACCACUUGAAAAAAAAGACAAAAUUUCAAUAUAUGAAAAAAGAUGACUUAGAGGAAUUCAGAAUAUACAUUCCAAAGAUGAAUGUUCCAAAAACACUCCUAAAAAAUGUAUGCAGAUCUGUGGGAAUUGGUGUACGUGAAGUGUGAAGUUUUCGUGGGCCAGCAAGGCAAAGUAGUGCAUUACGUCGAGAGACGCGCUGCAGAUUUCGGUGAUGAACGUGUCUCAACCAUGAUGGUGCACCAUGCAGAGCAUGCAGAAGUAUUAUACAGCACUAAAACAUGCUGAAUCGCAAGACACAGUGUGUUUGACCUUGUAGAAAUGUGCCAUAGUAUGAUGAGAGAUGCACAACGAAUUUCGGCAGCAAAUGCCUCCCGCAACUUCUAUCUUUAUUGUUGGCUAGACAAUGCGUGCGCUCACAUUUUAUAUGUAAAUUGUUGCUAUACAAUGCACCAAACAUGCCAAACAGUUUCUCUCGUGGCUUGCACAUGGGAAAUUUGUAAAGGUGUUUUAUUCUCCCACUUUAGGCAUGCAUCCAUGGCGUAAUGGUUAGGGUAUCAGGUGUGCGUGCCAGGGGGAGCAGGCUCGAAACCAACCAUCCGGAAUUUAUUUUCUCAUUUUAUCCGUAUAGUCGGGUGUCAAGGUAACCCUCUAGGUCAUAUGAAUGGCCAAUGCACCAUCAAAGUGGGGAAAAAGCCAAACAAAGCUAUCGCUUUAAAAUAAUCAGCACACAAAUAUUCUCGGUGCACAAAACAAAGAGGUUAGUCUUUCUGGUUCCUGGUCCAUGCAUUGAAGAUGUUCCUCUAGUUUGUAAGUCAAGUGUAGACUGUCCAUUUCUGGCAGCAAACAUUUUGUAUUUAAGCGGACCUCCUAGGCGGCCAUUCCCGCAUUGAGGGUCGGUGUGUUUCAGCGUCCCUCGUAGCUGAGCAAACGAGCACACCGAAGGAUGAAAGAGCUAAUGCGUUGCGCAGCGAGUGAUGAAAGACUGUGAUGUUGAAUUGAGCAUGAGGAAGAAAGCAGAGGAGGAGGGUAUGGCGAAAGCAUGAGACGAAAAGCAUAGUGCCACACCAGACGGGCUCUGCAGCGACGGUGCGCCAGAGUACUGCGCGUCAGACACAUGGAAAUAAAGAGCUGCAUGAGCGGAGGCAGCUCUGUGGCAGCUGCUGUGAAUCGCGUUCACGAAUCACCAACAUGCUGCCUCCCGCGAUCUCCCAAUUAGCGAGGUAGUCGCGCCACACUUCACUCCGUUUGCAACAUGCCGCACGAGACAGAUUUUCCAUGACAGCAUAUAUAUUGAAAUGAAAACGUGUAUAGAGCUGUGCUCAAACUUCAUAUUAGGGAUUAUUGUUAUCGCUGCUGAAUUUUUUUGUUUGACAUUGGGCUCCACAUACACAGCUUGCAGCUUUACCUUUUCUGCAUCUUCCUGUGUUGAUGUUGAAGUUCUGUUUCUCAUUUUUGAGUAGGAACAUCUUAGUGAUCUUAACUGUCGAGCCUCAGCAGCUGCAAGACAGGCCCUAUCUUGAAAAACAGCUGUUAAAGCUGGCACUUCUCUGAAACUGCAACAGUUCUAAAUGUUGUGCAAAUGACCAGCUCUGUAUGUUGGACGUGCAGCAGACUAAUGGAAGUGCCUGCUAGAGGAAUUAAACAACUUGGAGUCAGAACCUCUGGUAGACAGCUGCCAACAUUUUCUUUUAAUUAUGACCCUUCAUUGCUUCCACACUGUAAAUAGGACAAUUUGAUGUUGUCCUCUUACUUAUUGCUUGUGCUCUGGCAAAAAAUUUGAUGUUGAUGUACCAUAAUCAUGAACUGCAUACAUUUCUUUUUUUCAGAGAUGGCAAAACAAAUUUUUUGCAAACUUGUAGGCCUUAGCUUACCGAAAGUUCUGUAAAAGUUGGUUUUGGUUAAUAUGAAUGAGCAUGCCAGUGAUAGAGGCUUACUUUUGAAGAUUUGGAAUGCACCAUAAGAUUCACUCCCUAUUUGCUUGUACUGGCAGUGCAAAUAUUCAGUGAGACGGGACUCCGGAAUGUUGCAGCGAGGUUCUGCCAAAAUAAUUUUCUGGUCUAUGUAACUAUUAUGUUGCACGCUUUGCAUGUAGUGAAUGACAGUGAUUAAUUAUAUCAGAUUUAAAAGGGGCUCUUCUCCAAAUGCCAUCCUGAUUGUCAACCACUGGUAAAUUUAAUCUAUUUUGACCGUCACUGAAAAUGUAUAAAUCAUACUCUUUUUUUCUGGGGUGGGGGCAGGGGAGGGAUACUGUUUGGAACACUGUAAUCAACGUAAAGAAUAUGAUCACAGGACCUCUUUAAUUUAGUCUUGUCUGUCUUUUGUAAUUUGUUCCUCAGUGGUAAUUGCUUGGUGUCAUUGCUGGACAGUAGAGACUGCCAGUGUUUGUGGGGUAAUCUAUCUUCACUAGAUUUUUAUGCACUUGUUUGAUAUGGUCUUGUCGCUAAACAUUUCUCUCUCUGGAGGCAACAAUGUAUACUUAGAGCAAAUGCAAAGUUUAUUCUAUCAUGUAUGCAUUGUUGUCCGGAUGACUCGGCAUGAUUUUAGUGGCCUAUAGGAUUUUUAUUCUUCGUAAAAAUGCCGAGUUCUUAGGUUCAAAAUGCAUAUUUGUAACCUUCUAAAGCACCUCUCAAGUUUUUAUUAUUGGAAUUUCUUUAUGCAAGGAAACAUGUACAAAAGUUGUUUGUUAUACGUGGGGAAAACGUCCAAAAUUGCAUUUACGCCAUUUGCUGUCCGAAUGAGAAAUAUGGGGUGUGGUUGUGAAAGACUGAAACUGGUGUCUAGCACCAAAAGAUGCCUUCCUAUUGUCAAUAUAUAUACUAAUUUUUCUCUCGCUCUGUUCUGACUUGGAAAGCAAACUAUCUCACAUGUUGCAGUGACUUGUAAAGCAGUGGGUAUUACAGAAGGGAAACUUUUUUGAGUUGUGCACCUCAGUGGAUGCCAUCAUGUGGGUUUCUUGGAGAAUUCAGCCUGGUUGCAAACUGUAGGUAAAGCAUUAUUUUCCAAAUGUGAGAUUGUGACAUGCUGCUACAUUGUUGUCAGACAGCUACAUGUCCAUCAUUCAACUAAAAGCACCGACACAGUGUAAGAGCUUAGAACUAGUACUUAGUGAAACUGUGACAUCCAACUAGGAGAUAAAUGUUGGUAAUUAAAAACCGGUAAAUAAAGUUGCCACACAGCAGAUGAAGAUUGGUCCAGUAGGAUGCAGUGCAGCAUCCCAACACCAGUAUAGUCAACAAUGUGUCAUGUUGUUGUGUGUAGUGGCACGUGGCUUGUUGUUGAAGUGAAUAGUGUACAUUAAUGGACUGCUUCUCGGGGCAUUGAUAGAAGGAUUUUGUGGUUAUUGUCCGAGAGUCGAUUAUAACUUGCAGUUUCUUUCUGCUCGCCUAUGUUGUAUGACACCUUUAUCUUGCAGUAAUUUGAGUACAGUAUCAUGCUCUCAGGGUGAACCGUGGCCAUUCGUUCAUGCUGUUUGGCAUCCAUCAGUAGCCAUUUUUCACUUCAAACACCUUGAGCUUCAGAAGAACUGCAGCAAGGUGACACAAAGGGCUGCAAGCUCUGCUUGCAAUUGGGUGCAGUACAAGCUAAACAUGGUAUUUUGUCCACCAUCUGGUGUGUCGUGGAGGUUUUGGGUGCAGUACGGUUUCCAGAAGGCCUGCUGUAACCUUGAAAUUUAAUUUUUUUUAGUGCUUUAUUUUACUAGAGUAAAGCACAGCACACUUGCUAGCGAGACAGCUUGCAUCAGUUGGCUUUCUCAUGCAGGGUAUUCUGUUCUCUACAUUCUCUGUGCUCUUCCAUGAGGCUGAACAUUGUGUGGAGCGUUAAAGGAACUGUCUGCCGUUAUUUGAAGGGGCUCUGAACCACUUUUUAUCAAAGUGGAGAAAGGCAUUUGAAGUGAAAAUGGGCUAUUUCAGAAAGACUUUGCCGCAGAAAAGUACUUCAGUGCGUUCAGCAGUAGCGGAGUUAUUGGCAAUCGAACAUGGCCUGCGUUGUGCUCCCGUUUCUUCUUCAAUGCUUUGCACCGCGAAGGCUACGGCGCAGUGGGGUGUGCCCACAAUGCUCCGCCUUCUAAAUGUCGCUAUGGCGCGCAGUUCAAGUUUUAUUUUGGAUGUUAACGUAGACUCCACGACUUCUGCCUCUGGACGACGCGCUAAACAUAAGCCAAGCGCGGUUGUCCUCAGCGAGCCGCAGUGCACUUGGCCAGUGGACUCGUGGCUGCACCCCGCAGCGGCUGCAGUAUUUACGCCAUGUAGCCAACCGCAGCUUGAUGUCAGCUAUUGGCUAGUAGCAGCCGUCUAAGGGAAUGACGAAAUAGGGCGUCUAGAAGAGAGAGGACAGGGCCUUCUGUUGAAAAGAGAGUGUUUGAGAGAAAGGUGACUAUGCGAUCCGCUUGCGAGCUCCACGCACCGCGCACGACAGCAAGAAUUGGUUGAGAUGUUCACAGCAGCGUAUGCUACCCGCGGACUAUGUUAUUUCACCAAGCCCGAGGGGUGGUUCAGGGCCCUUUUAAGGACUUUCUAUUUUGUAGAGUAAUAGAGAGCCGACCAUUUGAAGCAGAAAUUCUUAAAAUAGCCAUUUUUGAUCGGCGUGGUCUCUGCUUAAAACUGUGUAUGGACGCCAACAACACUGAUUACUGGACCUGUACAGAUCUCAGAGGCCAUGUGUCAAUGCGGCACUCCGUUCACUGUCUGGGAAGGUGCAGACAACUUGUACACCUUUCCUCUCAGUUCUUCAAUCACAGAUGACCAAAUCAUGAUCUGGUGUUUUUAUAGCAGUGUAGCAAGGGUCAUACAAGCGGCUGUGGAAUGUUAGCAUGCUUGCAAUACUCCAGACCAAACCGUGCUCUACGUAAAUAAGUUUUCAUGCUCAAUGUGUAGUACAGCAAAGUAACUUAAGUCCCACAGGGAUGUUUGGAUACUACCUCUGCAUUGUUUUCAUGACUAGACUGUGCUCCUUGUGACAUGAACGGAGCAGGCGGAAAUGGUUUAUAGGUUCCAUUGGAAAAAGCAGCUGUUGUAAACUUGAUUUGUGAAAUAACCUUCUAAUCCCCAGCAUAUUGUAAGGGACGUCAACUGUUUGCAAUUGUUAUUUGGUUUCUAAUUCACUGUUGAAUAACAAAUGCCGACUGCAUCAUUUAGGAUUCAUCUCCGAGCUCCUCCUGCGAAAUGUUUUGCAUAUGAUCGUUGAGAGUGGCUUAAGAGAUUCAUUACAAGACAUCCACCACUGAUAAUUGAUUAUAUGUACUCUAUAUGAUGGAAAUGCAGUUUUAAUGCGACAGCGUUAAGGAGCCCGUGUCGCAGGAAAUUCGGUGCUGGCGUCGGACUUCGUUUCAGCAAAAAAAUUUUCAAACCACACAUACCCACGCCGUCCAUGUGACGCAAGGAAUUGACUGAACUAUUUGAAUUCCUCAAGCUAAAAUACGUAAAAAAAUCGUAAACUACGACCUACACACAACUUACAGACAUGAUAGCUAUCGGAUUGUAAUUUGAAUAUAUGAGAAAACAAUUCUGUUGCGCGAAAACUCAAACCCCUUUUCCAGCGUUUCUACAAUGCAUACAUCGGAGACAGCGUCCGCCAUUUGCGCACGCCGGCGCGUAAAUAUCAGAGUCCACGGAGCGGCGUGCCCGCUUCCUUGAAACACUUCCGUAUGCGGCCCAUGCAAGAGGCCGCGUCUCUCCCAGAAAGCCCGCCUUCGUGGAUAGCGUUUCGCCGCGAGCGUUUCCCGAUAAACAUUACGGUUACAUAUGCUGCAGUUGCCGGGAAGAGUGAGAAGCAGUCGGGGAUCUCUGAAUGCUAUCGCGUUCCACUUUUAAAGGCGAAGCUUAAGCGUCCUUCAAAUUUUUUUCUAUUUGUGCCCCACUAAGACUCACAUUUGUUCUUGCAAUUGGCUUACGUUGCUUAUAGCAGUGGUCAAUUUAUGCAUAUGUAUAUGAUGUAUUGUAAGAAUUCUGAUUCAUUUAAUAUUCUUUCAGAAUUUUCACUCAGGAAGAACCAUUAAAUAUAAUAUAACUCUAACUGUUCAUCAAUGUGUAGUUAUAGUUUUGUGGAAGAUAUGGGUUUAAGAAAUUUCAUAAAACACUUGCUAUGAAUUGUGAAUGGUGUAGGUGAGUGAAGGGCUCUGCAGUGGCACUAAGCAACAUGCAGGUUAAAGGCUCGCAUACUUCCAGGCACUGCCCCAUCCAUUCUCAUCCACAAGUAGGUCCAUUAGGGUAAAAUUUAUGCUCCCCCCCCCCCAAAAAAAAAUAACUAUCUUGCAUGUGGAUAAGAAGGGAUGGAGCAUUACAAUUUAUACAGUUGGAAUACACACCUAUUUGUGUUCUUUGAUUGCUAGACUCGGGGUGCCACCACUCUUGGCCGUCAUGCUUUUGUGGCCGUGUGGCUCACAUACAUUACAAUUGUAUAAAUGAGCCACAAUGUGUAGUCAAUGGACGCUCCUUUAUGGAUGUGCUAUGCACAAUGAUUUGUUUUACUUGAUCUACAGGCUUGUAUAUGUCGCUUUGCAAUGAAGGAGCAUUUUACUUCGACCAGCCGAGAAAACUUUGUAGGCUAGAGGCUGGUUAAGUGAGUGGUUUAUAUAGCUGAAGGGAAACGAACGAAUGCAGAUAUACGUUGCCGGAAACUUUUUAUAUAUCUCGCCCUUGUGCUUGUCCUGUUUCUUUGAGCAAAUUUCCGCCAUAUGUGUUCGGCAGAAAGCUGUGCGAGCCACCAAGUCUUUCACGCGGGUCAUGUGUACUAAUGCUGUACAUUUAUUGUAGCUGUGUCACUAAUCGUCUUUCAAUGCAUUCGAGGCAAUAAAAGUGGCCGGUGCCUGAUUUUCUUGUCUAGAA